AUGCCACGCGCGUCCUGGACAGCGAGCGAUGACCUGGCCAUCGAAGUGCAGGAUUUCCAAGCCCGUUAUACCCCUGGCGAGACUCUCCAAGGACAUGUAGUUCGGCGAAACCAUUCAGACUACAAGUCUCGUUCUGUCAACCUCAUAUUCUUCGGUAGGACCAAAACCAAGUUUACAUCUGGAGGAACGACGUAUCGCGCCGCUGUCGUAUUCUUCGAAUCAGUCUAUCGACUACACAGCACAACCAGAACUGGAGAGGCUUCCACGGACCUGGAUCAAGCAUGGCCGUUCCGGAUAACUAUACCAACUCAUCCCAUUCCGCGAGAUCCUGGUCGUCCAGAUCGUUCAGACAAGCUUGAGCCCGAACGAGGCUUCUUGAGCAACGAAGGAGACAUCAGUGGCGACACCUUGCCGGGUACAUUCUCGUGUCAGGACCAUUACAGCGACGACGAAUUUGUGGAAUACGUGCUGAGGGCAGAACUACGUUUUGCUGGGGAGGAUUCCAAGACUGAAUGCAUGCUACCACUGAACAUCCAGCCCCCGAGUACUCUGGUUCCCAUCCAUAAUUUCACUUCCACGGUUGCAAGGUCACGGCAUAACUUCAUCAAGAGCCCGAAAUGUCUGCCAGAAAAUGCUUCCAAGGACAUGGGCUUCCGAGACAGGCUCAAGGCUAAGAUGUCCAGUCGAACGCCCCAGUAUGCGUUCAAGUCCACAGUCAUUGUCCCAACAGUACUGCAGCUGCACCAUCCAGAUCCGUUCUCGUUCAAAAUCUACAUCACCCCUCGAUUUGGGAAAGAGAUGAGCAACUUUGGCGAAGGAGAUCCACAUGGUAUGCCACCGACCUUUUUCAAGUCGCUGAAGCUCAAGCUGGUCGGACGAGCUAGGUACAGGGCGCCCUCGAUGUUUACUGCGACCGCCGAUGAAACGAUGAUCGAGCACGACUUCAUUCUGCCACAAGAGCAGCAGGAGAUGCUCGUUCCCAUACUGACCUCUAUCCAACAACCCCCUGACUAUCGAAGCGCGACUGGAACUGAUCCAAACGAAGGACAGCCUCCGUGGUCGACUCUUCGCGCAUCAGCCGCGUGUGAAGUGGUUGACGAGUCCAAGGCGCUGGACAUUGGGCAUCUAUCCCGUCUCAAGCCACACAAGGUCAGACCUGCGUAUCCAUCGCCCAGCUUCAUGUCCUACAACAUCGCGCUGAGUUACUCACUGGACUUCAAGAUACACAUGCAGACGGUUGAUGAGCAUCACACCAUGGAGGGCUCGGUGCCUAUUACUCUGCUACCGCCAUCGGAGGAGACACAAGUCAUGGCGCGAUCAGAAAGAGCACAUCAUCAGCCGGAGAGGAACAAUGACAUAACGGAAUGGCAGCGGAUGACGGGCACACGGCCGGCGUUCAACAAGACACAGCGUCGCCAUCUCAACAAGCUGUUCGGAAUUGCGGAUGCGGACGAGAAGCAAUAG
Cyphellophora europaea CBS 101466 is the source of this 1464-nucleotide messenger RNA. RefSeq lists its product as uncharacterized. NCBI's taxonomy places the organism in Eukaryota, Fungi, Ascomycota, Eurotiomycetes, Chaetothyriales, Cyphellophoraceae. The transcript has 2 exons. The record is from RefSeq and is a predicted model, not a curated record. Bases 1 to 1464 code for a protein of 487 amino acids.